CCCUUGUUGGGUUUCAGUUUGUCAGUAUGACAGUUGGGCACCAGCACACAGGACGAGAGGGUGUUGUGGUCGCCUCACACAUUUUGCCUGUUUGCGUCCACCCUGCAGUUUUUUUGUAGCUGGGUGAAACGUUGCGAAAAUAUGAGACACAGUGAGAGAAAAGUAAAUUACCAUUGUAAGUCCCUCCCUGUGACAUGAUCCAGCAUGUACGCAGCCACACCUUUGUGAAAUGAUACUAGUGUUGUGCAGCUCGCUCGGUGUUGUGUUGCAUGAAAAGUGUUUUAACGUAGCCCGUGGUCUUUAGGCAGGGCUCAUCACUCCGACCACAUCCUCCUCGGCUUGUUUUGCUCCACCCGCUUCGUAAAAAAUCCACCUCUUCAGUCACACAGAGGAGUUUCAGAAGUGUCUUAUUUCUAGACUGAAGGGAGAAGCAGGAACAACACUCCCUCAUCUUCUGAUCGUAACAUGCCAGUCACUUCCCUCAUGUAUCAGACCCUUGUGGAUUUGACUUCUGCUUCUUCUUCUCCACAAACCGACUAAGAACCAGAAUGCUCCCGUUCCAGGCAGCACCGGGUCAGUUCGGCCCCGAGGUCCGGCAGCCGGGCCUGCGGGUGUGGCGGGUGGAGAAGAUGAAGGCCGUGCCUCUGGAUCCCUCCGAGGUGGGGGCCUUUUACAACGGGGACUCCUAUCUGGUGCUGCAGAACCGCGGCGAGCUGGGGGCCGACCUGCACAUGUGGUUAGGUGAGAAGUCGUCUCGGGACGAGCAGGUGGCGUGUGCCAUGCUGGCCACCCAGCUGGACAACUUCCUGGGCGGCGACCCCAUCCAGCACCGGCAGGUCCAGGGCUACGAGUCCCCGGAGUUCAUGACGCUCUUCCCCAGAGGAGUCAGCUACAAGGAUGGUGGUGUGGAGUCGGGCUUCCGGAGGCCUCAGGGCUCAGGGACGGUGCACAGGUUGUACCAAAUCAAGGGGAAACGCAACAUCCGUGCCAAGGAGGUGGAGAUGUCCUGGAGCAGCUUCAACAAGGGAGACUGCUUCAUCCUGGACCUCGGAGAGACGAUCGUGUCGUGGAUCGGAUCGCAGGCCAACAUGUUCGAGAAGCAGAAAGUGCGCGAGAUCGCCUCGUUGAUUCGGGACACAGACAGACACGGCAAGGCAAAAAUCAUGGAUUGCAACGAAGGGGAGGAGCCUGAGGAGAUGCUCAAGGUCCUGGGACAGAUGCCAGCUCUAGCAGAGAGUACUUCAGAAGAGGACAGCCAGGCGGACGCUUCUAACUCUGCCUCGCUCUACAAGGUGUCAGACGCCACAGGUUCCCUGACGAAGACCAAAGUGUCGGAGAAGUGCCCGUUUGCCAAGGAGCUGCUGGUUCGGGACGACUGCUUCAUCCUGGACAACGGCGCCAACGGAAAGGUCUUCGUGUGGAAAGGUAAAGGAGCGAACGCUGCAGAGAAGACGGGGGCCCUGCAGAUGGCAGAUAACUUCAUCAAAGAAAUGAAUUACCCCAGGAUGAAAACACAGGUGGAGAUUCUGCCACAGGGGAAGGAGACCAUCAUCUUCAAGCAGUUCUUCAAGAACUGGAACUAAACAUUUCACGGGAGAGUUCGACCAAAACACCCCCUGCACCCGAGAUGGAGAUCUGAAAACAUUUGUUCUCGUGUCACAGUUUUGCCUGCCUUUUGAAUAAUAAAUCUGAAACUGCUUGUUA
Platichthys flesus (European flounder) is the source of this 1704-nucleotide messenger RNA. Its product is annotated as macrophage-capping protein-like. Gene Ontology annotation, molecular function: phosphatidylinositol-4,5-bisphosphate binding; actin filament binding. Bases 549 to 1583 code for a protein of 344 amino acids. The record is from RefSeq and is a predicted model, not a curated record. Gene Ontology annotation, cellular component: actin cytoskeleton; cytoplasm. Gene Ontology annotation, biological process: actin filament severing; actin polymerization or depolymerization; barbed-end actin filament capping. The transcript has 9 exons. NCBI's taxonomy places the organism in Eukaryota, Metazoa, Chordata, Actinopteri, Pleuronectiformes, Pleuronectidae.